Boeremia exigua is the source of this 1255-nucleotide messenger RNA. RefSeq lists its product as uncharacterized. Lineage: Eukaryota; Fungi; Ascomycota; Dothideomycetes; Pleosporales; Didymellaceae. The record is from RefSeq and is a predicted model, not a curated record. Bases 191 to 1255 code for a protein of 354 amino acids. The transcript has 6 exons.
CAUACGUGCUGCAAGGAUGUAGCACCGGUCUGUGUUUAUGCAGGUCUGUUAAUGGCUGAAACCGUACGGAAGAAGUACCAUACCUAGGUACCUGACAGAUAUUCCUCCUGGGAGCUGGGAGGGACAAGAAACGGGUGACCCGAGCCAAAGAGUGUAUGCUGAAUCGAACUCCAUUCACUGACUAGCAACCAUGGUUCAAUCAGUUGCUCCAGAAGCUGUGAUACCCAUCGAAGCAACUCUGCUAGUCCUAGCACUCUUUUUGGCCUUCUGUCGUCUGAUACCACGACUUGUGCAACGACAGUAUCCAACGAUCAGCGACAGCUUUCUGAUUGCCUCGAUCUUCAAUGCCGUUGCACUUUUCGCUACCGAUGUCAUGACGUACCGCUGGGGUGGUAUGGGAGGUGAUGCAGCUGUUUCAGAGCCAUCAACUGCCCGUGCCAUCGGUCUCAAGAAGGUCCAAUUUGCUGGCAACUACUUCUAUGAUACUGGCAUCUACUUGCCGAAGCUUGCAAUCAUAGCGCUAUAUUUCCGUCUCUUCCCUGUCACUAUGCCAUGGCUGCGCAGAACACUUUACGUCGUUUCGUUCUUCACGGCCUCCGCCAUGAUUACGACGUGUUUCUUAGAUACGUUCUGGUGCGGUCGGCAAGUGUCAGUGAAUUGGUCGCUUGAUGAAGCUGCCUGCAGCACGUUCAACUCCAAAGUCGUGUUCAGGGUCGACUGGAUGAUGAAUAUCACGACAGACGUGCUCAUCUGCGUACUGCCGUUUCCCCUACUCCAUCAAUUGCAGCUCAAUCGUCGACAAAUAUGGGGACUUGUCGCAACCUUCUCUCUUGGAGUACUUACCAUAGUUGUGAGCGUGAUUCGUUUUGCAACUAUAGAAGUGAUCGAAGCGUGGACCAAUGUUUUCGUUCUGUCCAUGGCUGAAAUGGCCGUCGCGAUCAUGGUGGUAUCCAUACCAUCAAUGAGAGCAUAUAUUAGACGCGGUGGAAUCUUUGCUUCAAGACGCACGUGUGGUGAUUCAUAUUCGAAUCACCACCGCACACCCGUUGGGCGGUCCGAGCAUCUCAAGCUCUCGUCGAGUGACAAGAGCACACACGGCUCGCGAACACGCCAGAAUGAGGAGGAUUCCGGUAGCGAGGUCGAAUUGAACAUGUUGAACAGGAAAGACGUCAUCUACGAGACACGAAGGAUCAGCGUGCAAUUUUCGCCAGUCGACGAUAGUUUUGAGUACAAGAAGACGGACUCAAAACCUUAA